AUGCGUGAUCGUCUUGAAGGAGAGAAAGUCGACCACUUCCUAGAUUUCAUAAGUAGCCCUCACUACCUUCAGGAUGUAGCCUAUGGUACAAGGAAGAUAAAAAUGUCAUCUGGAGAAUGUUUGGAGAUACUUGACUUAGUGAGUACUGUUAUUAGUUCCAGAAUGGUCAAACUACAUCAGUUGUAUUGCAGUGAAGUUGGCUUUCAACCUCUUGGUAGAUCGACCCUAUUUUCUAUUCUUAAGGUAAAGAAAAAAAUAACUAGAGUAGUCUGAACUAUUAACUGUGAUUUUGGUCAGAAUUAACAAGAGUGUAAAAUAGCGGCUGCAAGUACUCUAGACUCUUUGGUUGGGAGAAGCAGGAUAAAAAGCCACGUUAUGUAGUGAAGUGUUACCAAAUGUUUUCUUUCACAGAUAUGUGCAGCUUCCCAGAAAAAGUCCCUUGCCGGCCUUGAUAACGUCACAGGCGAAGGUGCAUCAGCAUUUGAUACAUUGGAAAAGGUUGUAGAAACUAUGACAUCUCUAGGUACGCUAAACCUACAACCUGUAUGUUAGUAACCAACCCCACCGUCUAUUCUGCUUUUAUGCCCUAUUUAAUUUUUGAUCGCUUGUAGAUGACUUUGCUAGGUGAGAUUUAGAGUAUACGCCGAUUUAUUUGUACUGCUGUAGGUUCAUCUCUCCAGUGGGCUGAUAACGUUAGACAAAGGUUACCAGCAGCUAACGAUACUUAAAAGCUGAUUACAAACUUCAGGUGUUGGAGGAAAGUCCCUGUGCUGAUCACUGUAUACGAUUCGCCCUAUCAUCCGAUGAUGUCCAGUACAAAACGGCCUGUGACCACGAACACACUAUGCAGUGUGAUCGAUGUUUAGACUGUGCUAACGUCGCUCACGACAUCAUUUCUGGACUAGACAGUGGUGAUAUUUCGUUUAGGUAAAAAAUACAGUUGCAUACUAUUAGACAUAUGCCAAAUAUUUAUGACUUUAAGGAAAACGCGACCCGCGCUUUUUGUUGCAAACAUUAAGGUUGGCACCCUUGUCCCUAGCGUCUGUUACACGGGAAAAAAGAAACAACGACAUCAAGAACAAACAAACAAAAAAGUAGAAGUUUGUCGCUUACGGCAAGUGCCUUAACCUUUGUCUAAGGCUUUCUUCAUUGUACGAUAUAUUGUUAACAGCCAAUGCACAAGAGAAGUGAAAAAGCGCGAACAAUUACAUUGUAGUAUUCAUUCCCUUUCCAUUCUUUCCUGUACUCAUCUCGCUUGGUGAAAUCUCCAAAAGAGCAUUUUCUGUAAUGUUGUCAUUAUUUCAAAAUCAAUUUUUUUUUUCAGUUACCAGGAACAGAAAGAAGAGCUCAAAUAUGACAUCGAGAAAGCCACUGAAAGAAUUAUGGACUGGAAAUCGCACAUAGUGAGAGCUACCAACCAAGAAAAAGCCAAAAUAAACAUUCUUGAUAAUCUUACUGAGCGGCAGGUGCUAGUGGUGAUGGAUUGGGCCAUGAAAUGGCUCCCAAGAAGCUACAGAGAAACCCAGGCAGAAUGGUUUGGGAAAAAAGGAGUCAGUUGGCAUGUGUCGCCCUUCAUAACAAGACCUGAUAACGAGGAAGCGGAGUUUGACGUAAACAAAUUUGCUUUCUGAUUCUAAUUAUCUUUAAACUUCAAAGCACGUCACUUGAAUUGAUUCGUCAGAAAAAAAUCAGUUUCAUUUCUUACGAACAAGCCAUAAACGCACGUGUAAUGCAUUUUUUCUUUUCGUGCUAGCUGCUCUAUAGAGGCAUAGUUUUUGCGGAAGAUGAACUGAAAGAUAUAUAUUUUUUGCCCCAGUCCGUUGGAGUGCAUGUAAAACAUACAGACAUGUGCUCCGUAUGUGGACGGAAACGCAGAUCUAGUGAAGUGUUGUACGUGAGACAACGGGAAUCAGUGGCAGAUCUAGGGGGAGGCUGGGUCCCUGGGGAACUCGGGCAACCACCUUCUUCUUAGGUCAAACUGAGGCCGCAAGGCCGACAUGAUAUAUAUGUUCUGGAUAAGCAGAGACUCUCUGCUAAGUUGAAGGUGUGAAUCCGCUAGUGAAAAUACAGGUCCACUCAGGUUUAAGUUUGAACCGUGGGCGCAUGUUUCCCCCACCCAGGCUUAUAAAUAUACCGCUGGUUACAUGUAACUUUUCAUGGAUUAGCACCCCGUUUAGAGGAGAGAGAGAGAGAGAGAAUUUACGUCAUUUCACUCGGAAAUAUGACAAGAUCGGGGUUCCUGGGUCUUCUUGUUUUUUUUUUCUGAGUUGUCGUUACUCGAGGUGAGCCGGGAGAGCAAUGAAGGCGUUUGUAAUCGAUAGGCUACAGUUAGCGUUACAUUAAAGAUUUUCAAUGCUCAUUUUGUUGCAAUCUUUUUGUAUUUUUUUCUUUACAAAGGUUCGGACUUUUGUUCACAUUCUUGAUAAAGGCAACCAAGAUUGGUUUGCAGUCUUAUCAAUUCUGGAAGACCUUGUUCAGCAGCUUAAGCGGUUGUCCCCACUUCUGAAAGAACUAUUUUUACGAAGUGACAACGCUGGCUGCUACCACAACGCUGCGUUACUUAUCAGUGCGCCAACCAUUACAAGAACAGGGGGAUUGGCGCUUAAGAAUUACAGCUUCAGUGAGGCGAACAGCGGGAAAGAUGUCUGCGACAGAAAGAUCGCACCCCUCAAAGCACACAUCGGAAGAUAUCUUAAUGAAGGUGAUAAAUAGCUUCAGCGCUAUUAAAAAUUAAUAAGAGGCUGUAAAAAUAGUAAAGUUAUUUGCAUUUCCGAAGACCACAAAAAGUCCGACGAGCAACAAAAAACGUUUUGCGUUUUAAUUGGCCCGCCAACGGUUCACAGCACCCUUCUUUUCACAGUUUUUACGGAUAAUUCUGUCUUGUUUUAGGUCACGAUGUUAUAACAGCGCGUCAAUUAAAGGAAGCUAUUGACUCCUAUGGGGGAAUAAAGGGCUGUCGAGCAUCAGUGAUUGAAUUAAACACAAGAAAGCAAACAACUAACGCGCCCAAGUUAAGUGGUAUUAGCCAGUUAAACAACUUCGAAUAUACUGAAGAUGGUGGAAUGACUGUCUCGAAGGCGUUUAAAGUUGGAGAAGGUAGGAAAAUGUCCAAACAAGAGCUUGCUAAGGUGGGCCAGCCACAGAGUGAGACAGGGGUGAAAGUAAUGUUGCCUUUUUGUGAUCCAGUUAACGCUACCGAGUUGUUAAAGAAAGCUUCGACGCGACCCCCUGGUGACCAAACCAAACAGACCGUCGUUUCUACUACAAAUGACGAGGGCCUUCCUUGGUUCACUUGCCCCGAACAGGGCUGUAUCAAGACGUUCAGAACAAAUCAAACCCUUCAGAGACACUUGGACUUUCGCCGCCAUGAGAUUAAACUCCACGAAGAGUCACAAUAUGACCAGAUCAGACACAAAUGGGCUGAGCAUUGCUUAAGUUUGAAACCACAAAAUCCUUCCUGUGCCUUAACGGCCAGUUCGUCCUUUGGAGUAACGGAAGAAAAUGUUUUGUCUAUGGGGUGGGCACAGACUAAAUCAAAGCGAAGAAGCAGGUUUUCUGUUAAAGUUAAGAACUAUCUGCUCGAGCAGUUCAUGAUUGGUGAAGAAACUGGUCGGAAAGUCACCCCUGCCGAAGCUUCAGCACGAAUGCUCACAGUACGUACCGAGGAGGGAGCUCGGAUAUUUGGCAAAGACGAGUGGCUCGCUCCGCAACAAGUUAAUAGCUAUUUUUCGAGGUUGGCUGCAAUGAAAAAAAUCGAUCAGCAACUAGCAGCAUUGGUUAGUCUCGAAGCAGAAGAUGCUGAGGCAAUAGUCGAGCGUUCAAAAAGAUAUCACCUGCGCAGAAGGGUUCUCGACCAGCUGACGCUCUAA
Messenger RNA from Porites lobata, 3869 nucleotides. Lineage: Eukaryota; Metazoa; Cnidaria; Anthozoa; Scleractinia; Poritidae. The record is from the annotation of a GenBank genome assembly.